Molecule: messenger RNA, 1287 nt
Organism: Naumovozyma dairenensis CBS 421
Lineage: Eukaryota; Fungi; Ascomycota; Saccharomycetes; Saccharomycetales; Saccharomycetaceae
Gene: DSD1
Product: D-serine ammonia-lyase DSD1
Exons: 1
Coding region: 1-1287 (428 amino acids)
Biological process (GO): D-serine catabolic process
Molecular function (GO): D-serine ammonia-lyase activity
Source: RefSeq, a predicted model, not a curated record
AUGACAGAUCUCCUCUCAAAGUAUAAGGGGACAACAAUCGACAAUUUACCAACACCAUGCUUUGUUAUUAAUGAGAAAAAGUUCAAAUCCAAUUGUCGGAAUAUGUUGAAUAGUAUCCAUAAGUUAGAAGAUAAUGUUGGAAAACAUAUCUCUUUCCGAGCACAUGUCAAGACUCACAAAACAGCUCAAGGUACUUUUAAACAACUGGGACAUGGUGUUGCUUCCAGCAAAGGUUCUAAUUCUAUUUUAGUUUCCACAAUUAAGGAAGCGAAAGGGAUUUUAGAUUACCAAGAAGUAAUGAAUCUUGAUUAUGUGAAAGAUAUUGCAUUCAGUCUACCUGCAUGUGUUCCUAGUUACAUUCGAGAACUAUCACAUCUUUCAAAAAGGGUCAAUUAUUUGAGGGUUUUCGUAGACAAUAUUGAGCAUCUUGAGAACCUACGCAGAUUUGGACCUCCUUCAAGCAACAGUAAAUGGUCAAUUUUUGUUAAAAUCGAUAUGGGAACACAUCGUGCUGGUAUUCCUACCGAUAAUAAAGAUUUCUUAAACCUUCUAAAAAGAUUAUUCUCUCCAGAUAUCCAAAAAAUAGCAAACUGUUAUGGGUUUUAUGCACAUUGUGGACAUAGCUAUUCAGCUCGUUCUGUGAAGGAAGCUGCCAAUUUCUUAAAGGAGGAAAUUGUUGCAGUCAAUACUGCUGCCAAAAUAGCGUUAUCAAUCGAGCCGGGGUUAGAACCCUCUGGAUUAGUACUUUCCGUGGGAGCCACUCCAACUUCAAACUCCCUUCAAAUACUGGAAGAUGGAGCUUUAAUAGAAUAUAUUAAAGAAGAAUUGAUAAGUGCAUUGGAGAUCCACUGCGGUAACUAUUGUUUGUAUGACUUACAACAAGUGUCGACAAAAUGUGUUGAAUUAGACGAUAUCGCAGGCACCGUAUUGGGUACGGUUGUUUCCUCAUAUGAAUCAAGAAUGGAAAUCUUGACGGAUACAGGUGUAAUGUCUUUGACCCGUGAAACUUCAGCGUACAAAGGGUUUGGUCUAUGUCGUGAUCUAAGUAGUAUAAUGCAAGAUACGAGGCCAAAUAUUGAAUGGUAUGUAGAUAGAGUCUCACAAGAACACGGUAUCUUGAAAAAGUACGAUGCAAAGGGGGAACAACAAGAGUUAUUACCCUUAGGUUCUAAAGUCGCAAUAUUACCACAGCACGCCUGUAUCGUGAUGGGCCAGUUUGACUUCUACUUUAUUUUAGAUGAACAGAACCAAGUUGUUGAUGUCUGGACCCCAUUCCAGAAAUGGUAG